GGAGACUGUGAGCGAUGCCCGGCGCCACAUCCGCGCACGCACCGCUGCUCGGAGGCUUCUCGGCGGACACGGAGAGCAGGCGACCCCCCCGGCUCACCUGGCCCUAGUAUGCGCCCCCACCGGCCCGUGUGUUCAGCUGCAGCCCGGGCUCACAGCGCGGACCCCAUACGGGAGCACACUGAGGGGUGACACCAGUCUCUAGCUGCUGCGGCUCUUGUUCUGCGUGAGCGUCUAUUCCCCAGUUUUUCCGUCCGGCUCCAUCCCCUGAGACUGUCCCCAGCAUGAGCUCUUCUCCACUGGUGUCCCGAGCUAACAUGGACAUCCUGGAUGAGCUGCAGCUUAUCGCAGCCCAGAACCUGGAGAGGCUCGAGGUCAACAAGUACUAUGAGGUGAUCAGGGAGCUGGGCAAAGGCACCUAUGGCAAGGUGGACCUCGUCAUCCACAAGAUCAGAGGCACGAAAAUGGCUCUGAAGUUCCUGAAGAAGAAAACCACCAAGCUGAAGUCGUUUCUUCGGGAGUACAGCAUCUCGCUCUACCUGUCUCCCUGCCCCUUCAUCAUCAACAUGUUCGGCAUUGCCUUUGAAACCGAGGAAUACUUUGUGUUCGCGCAGGAGUACGCUCUGGCAGGAGACCUCUUCGAUAUCAUUCCUCCACAGGUUGGUCUUCCAGAGGCAGUGGCAAAGCGCUGCGUGCACCAAGUAGCCAUCGCUCUGGACUACCUGCACUGUAAGAAGCUGGUCCACAGGGACAUCAAGCCCGAAAACAUCCUCAUUUUUGACAGAGAGUGCCGCAAGGUCAAGCUGUCCGACUUUGGCAUGACCCGCCGAGCUGGCUCGCCCGUGAAAAGAGUGAGCGGUACCAUCCCCUACACGGCCCCGGAACUCUGCGAUGUGUCCCGCCACGAGGGCUUCUGCGUGGACUACAGCACUGACGUCUGGGCUUUCGGCGUGCUGCUCUUCUGCAUGCUGACCGGCAACUUCCCCUGGGAGAAGGCGCUGCCCUCCGACUCCUUCUACCAGGAGUUCAUCCGCUGGCAGAGGAGGAGGACGAACACGGUGCCGUCCCAGUGGAGGCGCUUCACUGAGCAGGCGCUCCGUAUGUUCCGCCGGCUGCUCUCCGUGGAGCAGGACCGCCGCUGCUCUGUCAAGGAGGUGUUCGGCUACUUCAGCCACUCCUGGAUGCUGGAUACGGAGAAUAACAACAACAACGGCAACAGCAAUACAGGAGGCGGAGGAGGUGGAGAGAGGGUUGGCGGUGGAGGAGGAGGAGGAGGAGGAGGAGGAGGAAUCGUGCAAGGUGAUGUGAAUGGCACCAUCUCAUCGUCGUCUUCUGGGGAGGAGGACGAGGAGCUGCUGGUGGAGCGGAUGAAGCAGCAGACUCUGUCCCCUCUCUCUCCCAUGUCUCCUGUGUCGGUGGAGCGGGGGAGUGGCAGCGGGGCCAAGGGCGGGUUGAUGGAACAGGUCAGCGGCCACCAUUUCGUGCCCGUCUCUACCAACAGUUCAGUGUCGUCCACCAACAGCUACGAUCGAAUGCCGCGAGAGAGCAGUUCACCGGGCAGCCGCAUGCUGGUGGCCACGCCCAUAGAGAUCUGCGUGUGAGUGUGUCCGGAUGUUGCCGUCACAGACUCACCACACCACACGUUUAUACCUCCCACCCAAUCACAUAGAUGUGCAUGCCAGCAAGACGAAACAAUCAGACGUACACGUGUCCCGUUGCAAACACCCUGAGAGCGGCACAGCACAGAAAGUCUUGGUCGAGUACGUACAUCGCUCCGAGGUUUAAAAACCCCACUUUGGGUUCAAUGACGAGCCCGAGUGCAGUUUUUGUGAAACCCAGAGGAAGAAAUGAGAAAUUGCUUCCAUUAGAGAUUCUGUCACAUCGGAGAAAAAGACCAAAAUGUAUUUCUUAAAGCAAUACUUCCAGCAAAAAAUGAAAUGAAAUAAGGACCCGAAAAUGCAGCAGAACACUGUGGGACAUCUUAAAGACGUUUGAAGAUGCAGAGUUCAAGGAAUCACCCUGUAAGAUAAAAAAAGAAAAAGAAACGAGUGAACGUUUGUUUUAAAUGUGUCACGUGUAAUGUGAACGUGUGAGUGUAUCACUGUAUGAAUCUAAAAUAAGUGGAUUUAUUUUUGCUUUGAGGAUUUUCUUAUUUAUUGGAAUCUAAAAAGACUUAACACUAUUUUUUCUAUUGUUUUUCUUUUGUAAAGUAGCUCUCUUUCUUCUCUUUUCUUUCUGGACUUGACAUCAUGAUUUGGUGUAUCGGCGCAGCUGUGCCACACCCACUUCUCUCUACAACACGUGGUUGGCUGUUGUACAUAUUGGUGUCAGUACAUUAUGUUUGAGUUGUGACCAGUGGUUUCCAGAUGUAAUAUUUCCCCUCUGCAGGACAUAAACCAAUGUGAGUGUGAGACUGGAUUGAGAGAAGGAUGCCGCCGCCUCUGUUCUUCAUGACAAACAUAUCAUCUUCACCGGUGAAACAUUAUUUUCUACUCUCUCUUGAAAUUCUGUUUGUACGACUUCGGGUUUCUUUUGAGUAUCGUCUGAAAAGAAAAACUAUCACUUUGCAUGACAAGUAGCUAAAACUUAACUUUCAAGAAAAUUCAAACCGGCUUUACGAAAAAAAUUGUUUAAAAAGAAUCGUAAAACAUUGUGAUGUAGAGCUUUUGCCGUAGCACAAUUCCUCGCAUCAUGUCGAAGUGGGAAUAUCUUAGGGCUAAAAAUUGGAUCAAUAUUUAGUUUCUAUUCAGUGUGUUGUAUUUGUAUUGCUAUUAAUGUUGUGUACUCAUCUCACCACAUUCAGGAACAGAAAAAAAAAGCAAAGCAUGAGGACGUGGAGCGAGAGGCUUGAAUUAAAAAUUAUAGGUUAGGAAUUAAUUGAUGCAUUUUUAGAAGAGAUUCUAAACGGCCACCUUUAGUGAGGUAGUGUGGCUUGGAUGUUUUUUAAUUUAAAAUUAACAGCAAAAAAGUAAUCCAAUCCUUUCUUUGACUCAUCAUGAAUAUUACAUGGAUAAUCGAAAGAAAAACAAAAAACACAUCAGGUCAUGUAUAUGAAUGGACGUGUCGUGUGUUGUUUUCCAGACAUAAAUCUGCAUGAAUUUGUCUAUUGUGAAAACCUGCUCAGUGUUGCUCCCGUCACCAGCUGUUGUUCUCUGUAGAUGUCGUGCAGCUGCAAACAACAUGUCUCUUUAUCCCGUGAGAGUCGUCGGCCUCGGCUCGGAUCUGUCCGACUGAGGAUCGGCUCGACGGCUCUCACGUCAACCUGCUCCGUUCGCUUCCCUCAGAGCUGCUCCCGGAUCAGCCAGCGAGUAUGCAAAUGACUACAUCUUGUGAUAAUCUCUGACCUCAUCGUCUGCAUCAGCCCUCUGACUCGGAACAACGGACAGAGCUGAUACAGUCACUGCUGUUCGCUGCAGCCUCUCCAUCGGAGGGUGCACAGGCCUGUACAUGACCUCAUCAUGUAAAGGCCUGUUCUUUCCCUGCGUUAACUCUUCUCCCACAAACCACCAUUCUACCUCUCCACAGCGUCUCAGUCAUCCAUCCUAACAAGCCUCAUUUUACAUUUUGUCCAGCGAGAAGCUCUGCAGAUCUGGCAGUGGCAGAGCCAAGGGUGGACAGCGGUGACCACAGGGUCGCCACUAAGUUGUCUGUAAUAAUAAAAUGUUCUUUCGGGAACGCGGUAAAGUUGAGAGCAAAACCAAGAUGAUCCUUAAAGCGCGAGAAACAAAUCGACUUUCAGUAAACAUUUUUGGCAUAAUUUCGUCCAAAUUAGUUUAACAUUGUAAUGCAACAUUUAUAUAAUCUCUAAAGUUUAAAAGAUCCAAAUCGAUGUAACACAAACACUGUAUACACAAAUGAAAACGAGGAAUAUUACAUUCCAUUGACUGAUCGACUCCCUCAAGUUCCUCCAUCUCUCUUCCUCCCAACGCCUGAGGCCUCCUCCGCUCAUUCAUAAUGUCACGUGUUGUAAUGGAGUCAGUGUCUCUCUCUCCAGCGGCAUGUUUCAAAGCAUUGCGACUUCAGUGGUGUUUCAGUGAGUAGAGGACCACAGCACUCAAACUCGUACCCAGUUCUGUCGCUGCAUUACAAAUGUCUUCCUGUACGCUGAGGUUUAGUCAAUAAAAUGAGAUUUCUU
Molecule: messenger RNA, 4132 nt
Organism: Platichthys flesus (European flounder)
Lineage: Eukaryota; Metazoa; Chordata; Actinopteri; Pleuronectiformes; Pleuronectidae
Gene: bsk146
Product: brain specific kinase 146
Exons: 5
Coding region: 282-1598 (438 amino acids)
Biological process (GO): peptidyl-serine phosphorylation; peptidyl-threonine phosphorylation
Molecular function (GO): protein serine/threonine kinase activity; ATP binding
Source: RefSeq, a predicted model, not a curated record